Molecule: messenger RNA, 2371 nt
Organism: Meira miltonrushii
Lineage: Eukaryota; Fungi; Basidiomycota; Exobasidiomycetes; Exobasidiales; Brachybasidiaceae
Exons: 1
Coding region: 33-2285 (750 amino acids)
Biological process (GO): transcription initiation at RNA polymerase III promoter
Cellular component (GO): transcription factor TFIIIC complex
Molecular function (GO): histone acetyltransferase activity
Source: RefSeq, a predicted model, not a curated record
CCGAUCAUGCCUUUGGUGUAAGCAAAAACACAAUGACUGAUGAAGGAUUUCCAGCUAAAUUCUCACCUUGGAGAAUCGGAUCAACGCAACUAUCAUCAUGCCCUUCCAAGCCAAAUAAUAUCGACAUUUCUCCUUCUGGUGCAGUUUUGACUAGAUGUGAUGAAGCAGUGGAUAUUGUGCAUAUACGACAUGGAGGACUUGCACCUUUCUUGAAUAGUGACGAUCAUUUCGUUCAUCAUAGAGAUGCAGGAAAGCGUACGGAGAUAUUUCAUUCAUCUAUCUUUAUUGGAGACGUUCCCACUGUGGGCAUUAAUGGAAGGGUAGGCAAAGAUGGCAAGAUAGAUUUGAUGUCGUACGAAAAACGUUUCAUGCAUGCUCAAUGGGCACCUCUGGAAAUUGGUCCUAAUGCAAGUCCAUUCUUUGCAACUUUGACAACACGAAGAGAUUUGCAUCUUUGGUCCGCUCCAGAUAAUCAAUUCACUGGACCUUGGCAAUGUUUGGCAAGCUUGUCCGAUUCUGCAAAUGGCUCAAAUGUUGCAGUCAGCUCGUUCACCUUCCUUGAACCUACAUCAAUUAACAUACAAGAAGAGACUGUUUAUCUGAUGGCAACAUGUCAAGAUGAGAAUAGGGUAAUGAUUUGGCGGAUAAGGCCGAGGGAAUGGGUUGGAGGUGAUCUGGAAAUUACAGUGGUACAUGAUGGCAUUCUUGAUGGAUAUGAUUUCAAGGAGACAUACAUCUUACAAUCGAUCCACCUUGAACAGCUUCAACCUACUGAACAGAACUCGCAUCACCUGAUUGCUGCAGUGGUGCCUAAAGGACUCGUCGUAUCUCGCUUUGAUUCGAAUAGCUCUCAACUUCACAAAUCAUUAUGGCAAAACGAAAGGGAAGAAGGAUCAUAUUCGUCUAUAUUUGCAAACAUGUACAUCUACCAUGCCCAAUGGUCUGCGCGUACUCUUUGCUUGUACCUUUGUGCAGCAGGACAAUUGUUCGAAGUAGACUUCCACUUCUUUGACAAAGGAGGAGCCUUUCCAUCGUAUGCAAGAGUGAUCUUCACGACGCUAGAUAACAAUGGUGAACAAGUUCCAAGUUUGAACCCGGUCAUAGGCUUGCAGCUCGACGAAGGCACCCAGCAUGAAAUGACAAUCACCUUGAAGGACGGCACAAUAUAUCGAUGUAAAGAAAGAUUUACCCGAAAAAAGCAAGCUAUUCUACCUACUGGAGAAAUAGAAGCACCCAAUCCGGAACUCCAAGAGCUUCAGCGAGAUGUUGAGAAGAAAAGAGGAAUGUAUGCGUUCCAAUCAGACGACUGUGGAAUGGCAUUCAUGAAUUUCGAUAACAAUGAUCUCAAUGCAUGGUCAUUUAUACAACAUCCAACUUCUACCUUGGAAGUAGCUUUUUCCGAAGCACAAGUUACAGGGAUAAAUCAAAAUGAAGCUGUAGGACCGCUUUCGAAAGCUCAGGCGAUCAUAGAUGAAUUUGUUCAAUUGGAAGAACAUGGUAAUGCGGCCGAAAUGUCAUUACAAAGUAUAGCUAGGAGGUCAAAGUUAAAACGAUUUCUUUCUUUCCUUACGGAAAGAGCGAUUGAUAAAGCUCCAAUAUUCAUAUAUUGUGGCGUUGCCAUUGGGAAGUGUGGAGGAGAAGAACCUUUCCGACUUGCAAGUGGUCUUCAAUUGAUUUAUUGGCUGAAGAGUUUUAACGGUCUGGACAUGGAGAAAGCCGUAUUCGCACAAGUAGACAAGCUUCUUAGACAUUAUGAGUUUCGAUUGGCACAAGAAGUAGCACGAGAUCGAAUGAAUUACAUCAUUAGCCUUUUGGAUGCUCCUAAUAGAGAAGGCUUUGAUGAUUUUUCCGAGAUGCACUGUAUGCGUAUUGCCGCGAUGGCGUUCAGUCUAUCGCACGGGACGAAAGAGGACCAAGAAACGAUUGAAUACCUUUUGACAGGCUUGAAAGGAGCCAGUAUGGGUCGAAAAUUUAUACGUGAAUGGGGAAAGAAGCUCGAUGCAAGUCCUCAAACGGGAAUCGAUGCAGGAGAACGUUGUCCGAUUUGCGAUACACCUGUUCUCGUUGGUCUACGUUCACCUUUUGAAGCGAGUUGCAGAGAUGGUCAUAAAUGGAAUCGAUGCUCAACAUCGUUUGGUCUUCUCUGCAAUAUACGAGCUUCAGCAUGUAUCGUUUGUUGUCAUCAAACUAUCUUGCCUGACGAUGCAACAAGUGAUUUGCAAAAGAAAGCCUUGGAAGCAUGCUUUCGAUGCGCAUUAUGCGGUGGGACAAAGGUUACAAUCUAGGCGGUUCAAGAGACGUCACAUUUCACACUGUAAAUUAAUCAUUAAUGUAAUCUAUUGGAUGCGGUAAGAUUUCAGUCCUGAGAAAA